This is a messenger RNA of Fonsecaea pedrosoi CBS 271.37, 1647 nucleotides long. RefSeq lists its product as uncharacterized. Bases 1 to 1647 code for a protein of 548 amino acids. The record is from RefSeq and is a predicted model, not a curated record. NCBI's taxonomy places the organism in Eukaryota, Fungi, Ascomycota, Eurotiomycetes, Chaetothyriales, Herpotrichiellaceae. Gene Ontology annotation, molecular function: monooxygenase activity; oxidoreductase activity, acting on paired donors, with incorporation or reduction of molecular oxygen; heme binding. The transcript has 3 exons.
AUGCUUCUACCGUCCACCACAUUCUUGGACUUGGAUAGUUUAUCCAGGGUACUCAGUAUCUACAAAUGGAUUGCUUUGCUUUUCCUGGGAGUCCCCUUACUAUGGAUUACCAUUAACUAUGUGAGAGUGCUACGCUUGCGACGGCGGAUGCCUCCAGGCCCGUUUCCCCUGCCCAUCAUCGGGACUGUGGGUAGGAUUCCCAUGUCAAAGCCCUGGAUCACGUUUGAGAGGUGGGCAAAGGAGUACGACAGUCCACUGAUCACCAUCUGGACGGGCACGACCCCAACCGUGAUUGCAAACGACUGUUGGAGCGCGUCGGAGCUCAUGGACAGAAGGGCGAAUAUCUACUCCUCACGGCCUCAUAUGGUCCUUGUCGGUGAUAUGUUUGACGAAAGCACGACGAAUCAAACCUCUUUGGUCUAUGGGGAUCAGUGGAGGACUCAUCGCCGGAUCAUGCAUGCUGCCGUCGGGGCACAAGCUGUCCGAGCGUACCGCAGUUUCCAAGGCAAUGAAUCUCGUGUGCUGGCUCUCAACAUACUGGAAAGUCCUGAUGACUAUGUAAAUUCUAUCGAACGAUACUCCACCUCAGUCGUGUCCAUCGUCGGUUGGGGCCGACGAAUUCAGGCCAACAAUGAUUACGUCCUAGGGAUUGCCCUGUCCUUUGUCCAGAACGGUGCCGGCUUUUCUAGUCCUGGUCAAUUUCUAACCGAGUCGUACCCAUGGUUGUGCAAGCUUCCUGCGUGGAUCUAUCCGCUCCCUUCGAUCCUGUGGAAGGAAGGCCAGAGGUCGCUCAAGUACUUUUACGCUCUGUCCCUGGAGGCUUCGCUGUCAAAGAUUGACAACUUCUCAAAGCACCUCAUAAAAUCACAGAAGCAAUACGGCCUGAGCUACAAGGAAGUGGCCUCCUUGACUGGAAAUCUGAUAGGAGGUGGCGUGGACACGACGACCACGUCGACAAUCUCCUUUAUCUUUGCCAUGUGCCUCUUUCCGGAGGUUCAGCGCAAAGCGCAGGAGGAGCUUGACCGAGUCCUUCCGGAGAGAGAUCGCUUCCCUACCUGGACAGAGGAGAACCAGCUCCCGUAUCUUGACGCCAUUAUCACCGAGAACUUCAGGUGGCGAUCGGCCAUUGUCCUAGGCGGGCCUCCGCAUGCACCCAUCAAAGACGACGUCUAUAACGGCUACUUGAUACCCAAGGGAACCACCCUGAUUGGAAACCUAUGGGCCAUCCACCGCAAUCCGAGAGACUACCCGAGCCCGGAUGAGUUUCGUCCAGAGAGAUGGCUGAACGAGGAUGAACGCCGACCGAAUCCUACAAAGCGAGGCAUCUUCACGUUCGGCUGGGGAAGACGCGCCUGCAGCGGCCAGCCCAUGGCCGAGCAGGGCAUUUGGUUCACGUGCGCGGAGCUCCUGUGGGCUUUCAAGAUGAGGGCUAUCGAUGAACAUGGAAACAAUGUCAAACUAGAUCCGUUCGCCUACGACGAUCGAUCCACGUCGCGUCCAUUGCCUUUCCGAGUCGAAUUCAAACCGCGAUUUCCCGGCGUCGAGGACAUUAUAAGAUCCGAAGCGAAAAGAGCACUCGCAGAGCUCGAGAUGUACAACGGGGAGACUGCUGUGACGAUGGACAACGCGGAACAAUUCCUCAAGUAA